Molecule: messenger RNA, 531 nt
Organism: Sitophilus oryzae (rice weevil)
Lineage: Eukaryota; Metazoa; Arthropoda; Insecta; Coleoptera; Curculionidae
Gene: PolE4
Product: DNA polymerase epsilon subunit 4
Exons: 2
Coding region: 69-461 (130 amino acids)
Cellular component (GO): nucleus; epsilon DNA polymerase complex
Molecular function (GO): protein heterodimerization activity
Source: RefSeq, a predicted model, not a curated record
UCAAAAAAUUAGGUUAGAUUUUAGGAAGACAGCCAAAGACAGCAAAAUAGGAAAUCAAAAUAAAUAAAAUGAGUGAAUUGCCAGAAAUUUCAAUAGAUAUUUUAGAACAAGAAGGUGGAAUUACGGAGAAUGAAUCAGAAACGCCAGCUACUCUUACUGAAUCGUCAGAUUCGUCAAAUAAUAAAAAGGAAAAUACAGCUGUUAGUAAACCUGUGAAAUACGUAAAACUUCCCUUUGCAAAGAUUAAACAUAUAAUGAAAAUGGACCCGGACUGUGUAAUUGUCCAACAAGAUGCAGUGUUUCUAGUUACAAAAGCCACGGAAAUGUUUAUCGAAUUUUUAACUAAAGAAACCAACAAACAACUAACGGGUAAUAAACGGAAAACAAUUAUGAAAAAGGAUGUCGAUGCAACUGUAGAAAGUAUACCUCAACUCUGUUUCUUAGAUGGUGCUUUAGAGUAAGAUAAAAAUGUUUAGGUACAAUAAUUAUUUUUACUGUAAGACUAAAAAUAAAACUCAUUUUUGUUAAUAG